CUAAAUUGAGAUGUGAUAAUUUGUUAUUUUAGUAUUUCAUUCUUAGCAACAAAAUAUAUACUUUGCAAUAAAUUACAAAGCAUAAUUUUGUUUUUACUUUUCAUUUACUGAAACAAUUAAAAUAUUCAAUGAGUUUAACAGCGGCUGAGAAAGAUAUCGUUAGGAAUACCUGGGCUCUGGUCAGAACGGAUGUCAAAGGAAAUGGAUCUGAUUUAUUCCUAAGACUAUUCGAUGAGAACCCCACAUACCAGGGCCUAUUCAAGGCGUUCAAGGAUGUGCCCAAAGCUGAACUCCGGGGUAAUAAGCGAUUCGUGGCUCACGUGACAAACGUUAUGUACAACCUAUCAAUGCUUGUGGACAACAUCGACGACACGGAUGUGUUGGUUGAGAUGUUGGCCAAAAUGGGAGACAAUCACAACAGACAUAAGACCACUCUUCAGAUGUUUGUGAACCUCAAGACCANGAUAUUAAAAGUCAUAUAA
This is a messenger RNA of Oppiella nova, 482 nucleotides long. Lineage: Eukaryota; Metazoa; Arthropoda; Arachnida; Sarcoptiformes; Oppiidae. The record is from the annotation of a GenBank genome assembly.